Molecule: messenger RNA, 5420 nt
Organism: Paramormyrops kingsleyae
Lineage: Eukaryota; Metazoa; Chordata; Actinopteri; Osteoglossiformes; Mormyridae
Product: pleckstrin homology domain-containing family A member 7-like
Molecular function (GO): protein binding
Source: RefSeq, a predicted model, not a curated record
AAGGCUGGGGUAAUUAAGCUCACUUAGCAAACCCUUGUACAUACAAGAGUCAUUUAUCUUAAAAUCACCGCAUAUAUUUAUCUAAUGUAGAUUAGCUUUACUGCAGGGAAUAAUGCAGCAAUAAAAAGAUGAGCCCGUGAGAAAUCGCUUCUCUUACCGCUGUCAGACAGCAACCUGCAGGCAUCAGACAAGCCUGUAGUAACCGGUUACAAAGGGUAGAGGUAGGUUAUCCGGGGGCAGGGCGAUUUAGAUUUAUUCCAGUUCAUCUCAGUUUUGACGUCCUUAAUGUUUUAACGUGGCACUCGUUUUGUUUUAGUAUAGACCAAGUAUUGCGAGAUGUGGUCACGUCUAAAAAAUUCAAGGUUUGAUACCUGCGGUUUCACAGCGAUGAAUGUACAGCGUCUGCUCUGGUGUCCGGGACGCUGGGAAAUAUGCGAGAUCAUCACAUCUCCAUGCUUUUUAAUCCUGGGCUCUACGUAUUCUGUUUCAGGGAGAGGAAAUUGCCGAAUACGAGGAUUUUUAAGUAUCUGACACCGGUCAACUAAAUAUUUGAAGGACCUGCGAACGACUUCAGUACAUAUAAAUCUCUAUCUGCAUUAUGUGCAUUGCCCUUGAAAUAGGUAGAAACGCUUUUGGAUUGUUGCAUGGAAUAUAAAAAAAAGCUGGAAUGCCGAUCUUGGCUUAAGGAUUGCGAAAGUUUAACAGUAUUAAACUAAUCUUGCAAUUAAGUCAAGUCCUAGUAUGUUUUGUAAAUAGUUCUCCGAACUGCAUCCAAGGAAGCUGACAUCUUUGGAAGUUGUCCCAUUUUUGGUCGGCAAAGAAGAGGACUAGGAAAGACAGAACGCACCUUUUCCCACUUGGCCCUUCCCCUUUAAUUGCUGCGUCGCCCUUGCUCUCGCUGCUGGAUCCUGUCCGAUUCCCUGGAGACUCCAGGGAGCGGAGGAUGAAGUAGCGCUCCAGACCGGGAUCAUGGCGGCACCGAUCGGCCGGGACACCCUACCUGAUCACUGGUCCUACGGAGUCUGCAGAGAUGGAAGGGUGUUUUUCAUCAAUGACGAAACUCGCAGCACUACUUGGCUCCAUCCUCGUACUAGUGAACCUGUCAACUCUGGGCAUAUGAUCCGCUCAGACUUACCACGGGGCUGGGAAGAAGGUUUUACAGAAGAAGGAGCCAGCUACUUUAUAGACCAUAACCAGCGGACGACUACGUUUCAGCACCCAGUGACAGGAGAGAUUUCCGCUGAAAACAUUGACUUCAUGCUGCAAGAGAAUCCGAAUUCCUGCAUGUCCAAUCCGAAGUCCAAACAGAGGACCCCCAGCAUGGUGAGCGAGUCGUCCACAACCAUGACCUCAUCCACUGGGGACCCGCCUUCUGUACCAAAGGCCUCCAAGUCCAGCGGGAAGGUGCACAGCUUUGGGAAGAGGGACCACGCCAUCAAGCGGAACCCCAACGUGCCCGUGGUGGUGAGGGGAUGGCUCUACAAACAGGACAGCUCUGGGAUGAGGCUGUGGAAACGAAAGUGGUUCGUGUUGUCUGACCACUGCCUGUUUUAUUACAAAGACAGCCGUGAGGAGGCCGUCCUGGGGAGCAUCCCCCUGCCCAGCUACGUCAUCUCUCCAGUGGAACCUGCCGACCACAUCAGCCGCAAGUACGCGUUCAAGGCCAGCCACACGGGCAUGCGAGCCUACUUUAAUAACAAGGAGGCCGUGGCGGGCUCCCGGACUGAGCACGGCGGCAUGCGCACCUACUUCUUCAGCGCCGACACCCAAGAGGACAUGAACAGCUGGAUCCGGGCCAUGAAUCAGGCGGCUCUUGUGCAGGCCCCCAGCACCCAGAGGGAGUCUGAGAAGCCGAAGCAGGCGGGAUCUUUUGAGCGAGAGGCAGCCCCACAAACCAAUCACGUCAAUAAUCACAGCAGGACCACAUCUCAGCCGGCAGGCUUGCCCCAAUCAGAGAGCACGGAGCCGCCCGACGGCAACUCCUUCAGCAUGGAGUCGACUGAAGAGGCCCGCAAGGAGCGGGACCCCACUUUCCUCAAGGACACACCGGAGGCCCAGAGCCAGGUCCUGCCCCCCGCAGUCUCCAUAGAAACAGGAGGUCGGCCCCUGGAUGCAGCAGUCCCCCAGGCGCCGCCCGCACACAGCAGCCGCCUGUCCCCAAGCGUCCUGCGGCUCGAGCCCAACCCCGGCGGGACGCAUAUGAAGGGUGGGGCUCCCUGCUCCGACACGGAGAAGCAAGUGCAGAGGAAGAGCGCGCUGGCCCAGGUGGAGCACUGGGUGAAGGUGCAGAAGGGAGACCCCAAGAGCCUCCAUGCCUCUGAGCUCACGCUGCCACGGCGGACCCCCCCAGCACAAGCCAAGGCCCAUGCGUUCCAGGCAUACCAGUCCCUACCGAAAAGCUCUCAGCCCUCCCCGGCCGGUGGAUCCUCCCCAGUGCAGCAUCACCUGCCCAGCGACUACAAGUAUGCCCAGGACCGACUGAGCCACCUGCGCAUGUCGACGGGGGAGCGCGCCGCCAGCAGGGAGGGCACGGUAUGGCAGCUCUACGAGUGGCAGCAGCGGCAGCACUUCCGGCACGGCAGCCCCACUGCGCCCAAUUACAGCGUCUCCCCCGACUACGGCGAGCCCGCCCCCUACAGGGCGGCCCUGGACGUGCCCCGCUCCAUCUCGGUGCCCCCAUCCCCCUGCGACAUCCCGCCACCGGGGCCCCCCCCGAAAGCCCUGUCACCCCGGAGACCGCACACGCCAGCCGAGCGGGUCACCGUUAGGCCAAUGGACGAGAGGUCGGUGGUGAGGGUCCCGCCCUCCAGCUCCCCGCAGGAGACGCAGCGCUCCAAGAACAGCAGGAUGACCCCAACACACAGGAAGUCAAUACCACCCAUGGGCUACAUGACGCACACCGUCAGCGCACCUAGCUUGUACGGAAAAACGGCUGACGAUACUUACAUGCAGCUGAAGUCGGACCUGGAGUAUCUAGACCUGAAGGUAGCCAGGCGUGAAGUGCUCAAAGACAAGGUGGCGAAACCCGUCAAAAUAGCUGAGAGCGAUGUUGACGUGAAGUUAAGCAGACUCUGCGAGCAGGAUAAGAUUCUACAGGAGCUGGAGGCACGGAUCCGCAUGCUGAAGGAGGACAAGGACAAGCUGGAGUCGGUGCUGGAUAUAUCCCACCAGCAAAUGGAGCAAUACCGCGACCAGCCGCCCCACGCUGAGAAAAUCGCCUACCAGCAGAGGCUGCUGCAGGAGGACCUGGUGCACAUCCGGGCUGAGAUCUCCCGGGUGUCCACGGAGAUGGAGAAUGCCUGGAAUGAGUACAGCCGACUGGAGAUGGAUCUGCACCAGCUGAAGGAGUCGCUGAUGGCUCAGCUGAGGCGCACCAUCCUAUCUCAGGAAAAAGCUGAAAUGAAGAAGGAGCUGUGGAGGAUUGAGGACGUCAUGGCGGGCCUGAGCUCCAGCAAGGCCAACUACAAAGUCACCAUAGACUCCGUGAAGAACCCCGAAAGGAAACUGGUGCCUUCGAUAUCGCUGCCCUCAGUGCCUUCUCUGUCCUUGAGUGAGCCUGCAAGCCAAUCAAAGACGCCCCAGAGGAGCCCCCAGAGGAGCCCUCAGAGGAGCCCCCACCUCAGCCCCGUGCAGCUGGAGCUGUCUCAACCGCCUUCGCAGUCGCCUCUCUUGUCCCCUGUCCUAUUCCCCCAGGACCAGGGACCCCACCUAUCUGGGCUGGAUGAGGAUGACGCCCCUCCCAGGCCACCCCUCCCCCAGCUCUACAGACCUGAGGAGAUGCCCCCCGCCGUGCCCCCCCUGCCCAAGGAGACCUCCGCCAUCAAGCCCAUGUCCGUCCGUGGCCUCAAGCGCCAGUCCGAUGAGAGGAAGCGUGACAGAGAGUUCGGCCAGGUCAUCAACGGAGACUACAAGGUGGAGUUGAGGCCCUACCAGAGCGAGCCAGAGCUGUUUGGUCCUGGGCAGGCCAGUGCAGCGAUGCCGGGGACUGGAAACGGCUACCAGACUUUGCCCAGCAGGGGCCUGACUGGCUCCACAUCCAGGCUGAACCAAUCCACCAACAUCUCCUCGUACGUUACACUCCGAAGGGGAAUCUCAGCGUGCAGCCUGAAGGAGAGACCGAGGAGCGCGCUGGAGAGGCUGUACUCGGGGGAGCAGCAGGGGGGCCGCAUGAGCGCCGAAGAGCAGUUGGAGCGCAUGAAGCGGCACCAGAAGGCGCUGGUCCGGGAGCGUAAGCGGAACCUCAGCCAAGGGGAGCGCUCGGCCGCCUCCUCCACCUCCUCCCGUGCCUCGGCCCCUGCCUCACGGCCCCCCUCCACAGACCAGGGCUCAUGGAAGCGAGAGCAAGACUUCGACCUGCAGCUCCUGGAGCGUACUGUCCAAAGAGAGGAGCUCCCCCAUCCCCAUUCCGACGAGUGGCUGACCGCCAUCGCCAUGCCGAUGAGGGGGCGGGACCUGGAGAAGUUGGACGACAACCUGGACCUCCACCAUCAGCUCUCCCUGCCCCCGAAGCUGCCUGUCCCCCAGCACUACAUGGACUCCGAGCGGGACGAGCAGCUCAUCCAGCAGGACAUGGAGACGCGACACCGUAAGGCACAGCGCAUCAAGACCCUCCUAGGCCUGUCCAGUGUCCAGAUCAUGCUGUCCGGCGAGCCAGACAAGACGGCCAUGCCGGGUAGCGAGGCAGCCCCCCAGGAGCGCGCAAUGGCCGUGUCCUACACGCUGCCGUCUGAGGCAGCAGCUAAAGCAGUUGCUCAGCACUGAGAUGCUCUUAACCAGUGAGCAGCUGCAGCCGGACACCAGAUGCACGAAGAGAGGAGCAUUUUAAAGAACCCUGGGAUUAUAAACUGAUACGUGGCUCUUUCAUUGCACAGCAUUGGGUGAUAGCUGCAGGAUUCAUUUUUAUGAUGCUUUUUACUGGUGUUAAAACUCAACUAUUUUUAAAAAGCGAACAAAACUGUUGCCUAUGAGACCGCUGUGAAUAUAUUAACAGUGUAAAUGUCUAACAGUGAUCAUGUUGUAGAAUCAUCAUUUUAUACAUACAUACUGAUGCACUUUUAGUAUAUAUUGUAUGAUGUGCGAACUGCGCAGUUAGAGUUUUAACCCCAAGAUGAGAAUAAUUUGCUGUGUCUUGCAGUGUGCUCUUAAUUUUAAGGGAAUUUUUUGGAAAAAAAGAUUUGCAUCAAAUGUGAAUUGUAUUUUUGUGAAAAGAAAAAAAAUAUGUUCUUACAGCAGAUUGCUAAAGAUAUUAUUUUUGUGUAACCCAAAACUGCAGCUAAAGCUUCAUGCAAAUUUUUGCCAAUUGAAAUGUAUUUUUUUUGCGGGGGAAAAAAAGCUUCAUAUUUUCCGGGCAAAAAAAUGAGCAGAAGAACAAACAUGUGAAAUGUAAUUUUUUAACAUAAAUAUUAAAGAUAUUAACCAGA